Messenger RNA from Astyanax mexicanus (Mexican tetra), 2988 nucleotides. RefSeq names its product C3a anaphylatoxin chemotactic receptor. The coding region runs from base 1113 to 2189 and encodes 358 amino acids. The transcript is spliced from 2 exons. Gene Ontology annotation, molecular function: complement component C5a receptor activity; G protein-coupled receptor activity. Gene Ontology annotation, cellular component: plasma membrane. NCBI's taxonomy places the organism in Eukaryota, Metazoa, Chordata, Actinopteri, Characiformes, Acestrorhamphidae. Gene Ontology annotation, biological process: inflammatory response; complement receptor mediated signaling pathway; positive regulation of cytosolic calcium ion concentration. The record is from RefSeq and is a predicted model, not a curated record.
UGCUAACAAGAGCUGAUAGCCAUUAGCUAACCAUUCCUGGAGCCACAAAACCACCCAGUGGGAGGGUUUAAACACUGAGGGAUCUGCCUAUUGGCUAGCUGGGCUGGGCCAGCGUUAAAUAAGACAAUACAAUACAAUACGCUCUGCUUCAUUUAAUUUAAUGCUGGUCCUCCAGUGUUCUCCGGCUUGUUUAAGUUCAGUCAGAUUGAUCAUAUUAAACCAUAAACAAACGAAACCAACUUAACCACCUUGGAAAGCUUGAGCUUUUCCGGUGGGGCAAAUCAAUAAAACCUAAAGUUAGUUUAACCUCAGUUAUGACCACUUUCUUUUCUUUUUCUUUUUUGUUUUUGUGGCUCAUCAUUCUUGCGGGUUUGUAUAAAGGGGAAGUAGAGAAAAGUUCUUGUCUUUCACACUCUGGGUUCUGUAGUUUCCUUUCACAUGCUCACAUUCACCUUCAGUUUCUCACUGUCUUAACUGUAAGUUUAAAGUUCAGUAAUGUUCUUGUUUUCUUGCUGUUAUUUUAGAGUUUUAAUUCAUUUUUAAUUUUAAAGCCAUUUCCUUAUAUUUAGAACUCUUUGUAAGUUUUUGUACGUAAAACUCUUUAAAUGUAUAAAAUGUAAUAUCUUAUAUUUCUCUUUGUAGCAGAUCACUGUAGCAGUAAUGUAAGAUUUAUUCACGGCAUUUCACUCACUAGACUUGUUUUAAAGUGAUUUAGCUCCUUUGGCUGAGAAAUUAAUUCAGGAAAUAACAGAUUUGAUCUGGAAAUGAUGCUUGAAACCUGUGGAAUAAGACCUUUUAAAUGUAUAAUACACCUUAAAAAUAGGAAAUAAUUUUCCUUUUUUGUCUUAUAGUGUUUUUUAUGUGUGUUUUUGUGGUUCAGCGUGACCCCGGCUGGGCUGCGUUGGCGGCUUGACCACAGUAUGUAAAUUACAGGCGUCUAUUUACAGCUGAUUUGAUGAGGUUGAUUGCAUAAACUGCGUCUGUGUUCCUGAGGAUUUCCUUUCACUUACUUUUCGAGGAGAAGCUGUUUGGUGACGGAGCGCUUUGGUUCAGCUGGUAACGAGAAGAAGAAGAGCUCAGUAAGUUCCACUGGAUUUCCCAAAGGAGACACAAUGGAUUAUUACUCAUACUCGGACAAUUUUACAACGGAUGACUAUAAUUACACUUGGGAAAAUCUUACAGACUACGAUGUCUCUUUUCACGAAGACAACAACCACCCCUUCAGAGUGGUGUCACUGGUCUUCUACUGCCUGACCUGCGCUCUCGGAGUUCCUGGGAACAUCCUGGUGGUGUGGAUCGCUGGUUUGAAGAUGAAGAGGACGGUGAACACCACCUGGUUUCUUAACCUGGCCAUUGCUGACCUCCUCUGCUGCCUCUCUAUACCAUUCACAGUAGCCGACAUCCUCAUGAAAAACCACUGGCCGUACGGGAACGUCAUGUGCAGGGUCCUGCCGGCCGUCAUCGUUCUCAACAUGUUCGCCAGCGUCUUCACGUUGAACCUCAUCGGCUUGGAUCGCUUCGUCCAGGUCGUUAAACCGGUUUGGUCUCAGAAUAACCGUAGUCUAGGAUUGGCUGCGGCCUGCUGUGGGCUGGCCUGGGUCCUGGCCUUGUUACUUAGCUUGCCCAACAUGAUUUUUCGUAAGGUUAUUACAAUCACCGAACUGAAAGUAACCAUUUGCACGUUCCAUUCCGGCAGUGGUGACUAUGAGAUGACCGAAUCCCAUGAAGUAGACGAAGCCUUCCGAACAUUGACCCUAGUCAGGUUCCUGCUGGGCUUCCUGAUACCCCUGCUCUCCAUCGCAGCGUGCUACGCCCUCAUCGCCCGCAAGGUUAGCCGCAGCCAGUUCCGCUCCGGAAGAGCGUUCCGGAUCAUGGUGGUGGUCGUCGUGGCCUUCUUCCUGUCCUGGCUGCCGUAUCACGUGCUAGGCUUGAUGGACGUCUACGGUUCUCCAAAAGUUUCCGAACUGGCCAAAACCGUAGACCCACUGGCCAUCUCUUUGGCGUACGUCAACAGCUGCAUGAACCCGGUGCUGUACGUCUUCAUGGGGCAGGACUUCAAAGAGAAGGUUAAGCUGUCUCUGAGGAGAAUCUUCGAGAGAGCAUUCAGUGAAGAUGGCACUCAGUGUUCCGGGAACUCCAGAGGACUUCAUUCUCAAACCACUACCAAAACAUCGGAGGCACAAAUUUGAUCGAUUUGUAUUAGAGCUUUGCAUAUUAUCGCAAAUUUACUGAUGCAUAUAUUAGCAAUGAAGUACGCCAUAUUGUACAUAACUUACGCUAACUAACUACAGCUUUGGAAAAAAAAAAAAGAUGAGUUUCUUUGAUUUUACCAAAUUGUAAACCUCUGGAAUAUAAUCAAGAGGAAGAUGGAUGAUUGAUUACAAGCCAUACAGACCAAAAGUAAAGUUAUCAAAAGCAGUGUGUAAGACUGGUGGAGGAGAACAUGAUGACAAGACGCAUGAUGAAAACUGUUCACCAAAUAUUGAUUUCUGAACUCUUAAAACUUUAUGAAUAUGAACUUGUUGUUUCAAAUAAAUGCUCUAAAUGACAAUAUUUCUAUUUGGAAUUUGGGAGAAAAGAGGUUCGUAGUUUAUAGAAUAAAACAACAAUGUUCAUUUUACUCAAACAUAUAACUUUAAAUAGCAAAAUCAAUCAGAGAAACUGAUUUUUCAGAAACUGAAGUGGUCUCUUUUUUUCCCCAGAGCUGUGUUUAUAUAUAUAUAUAUAUAUAUAUAUAUAUAUAAUUUAGAUUUCAGAAAUGUUUAAUAUGUAGAAUAUGUAGAUGUAUAUGUAUUUUUGUUUAUUCAUGAUUAUUGCUGCCUGUCCUGUAGGACUAUCUAGAUUCAUGUUCAUUAAUAUUUUUCAUGCAUCAACUGUCUCAGUAUUCAUAAUUGUUGUAUUUUGUUAUACGUUUGUUGACUUGAUGGAUUUGUAACUGGCAUUAUAAAUGGACCUGUACGAAAUGUUUCAAAAUGUCUUAGAAUAAAG